Protomyces lactucae-debilis is the source of this 1615-nucleotide messenger RNA. Its product is annotated as cyclin-like protein. The coding region runs from base 497 to 1462 and encodes 321 amino acids. Gene Ontology annotation, molecular function: cyclin-dependent protein serine/threonine kinase regulator activity; protein kinase binding. The record is from RefSeq and is a predicted model, not a curated record. Gene Ontology annotation, cellular component: cyclin-dependent protein kinase holoenzyme complex; nucleus. NCBI's taxonomy places the organism in Eukaryota, Fungi, Ascomycota, Taphrinomycetes, Taphrinales, Protomycetaceae. The transcript has a single exon. Gene Ontology annotation, biological process: regulation of cyclin-dependent protein serine/threonine kinase activity.
UGGCACUCUCUUUGCGGAAAGACGGAGGCACCUGGCCUGUGUCUCUCAUCCUGCUGUGAGUCUCUCGCUGUAAGUGUUUGAGUGUGUUGCGCGUGCGGGUCCACCUCUGCAAGCGGCCAUCCAGUGUGCAGGCCCUGACGACGAAAAGAACAUAUAGAAAGGCGACCCCGGCCCUCUCUCUUCUUCCCAUCCAUCAUCGAACCUUCCUUUGCUUCUUCUUCCAUCUACUCUCCCUUCAACCCAGAGGGAUAUACAAGACAAGCAACAGCAGCAUUGAACAAACCUCACUUCGGCUUCCCCUUGCACAAGAAAAGCGCCACACUCUUAACGUUGCUGCAUAUCCAGGGACAAUAACACAAACCCCUCUCUCGACAGCUGCAGAGACAACAAAAGAACGAGCACGGCCGACUGUCUUCCCUUCGACGCGCCGAACAUUCUCUUCUUCUCUUCUUCAUCUUUCUCUUCUUGACGCAAAACAUAUCAACCAGCAACAGCCAUGUCUUCCUCAAAGCAGGCACUCGCAGAGUUCGUCAAGUACCCAGUCUCCAUGGACAUGAUCACGGCCCUCGCCAACAAGGCCAACAGUGUCAUCAGCUGCGGCGAUGACAUGCCAACACCGCCCGUCUCACCCGCGCGCGGAUCCUUCAACAGCGCCUUGCCAUCGCUCGAGACCUUCAUCACUGUCUUGUGCGAAAAGUCGCGUGUCCAGACACCCACCCUUAUGUCGACGCUCGUCUACCUCGACCGCCUCUCCGACAAGUUGCCGCCUGUCGCCAAAGGCAUGCCAUGCACUUGCCACCGCGUCUUCCUUGCUGCGCUCAUCUUGGCAGCAAAGUACCUCAAUGACUCCUCGCCCAAGAACAAGCACUGGAAGUCAUACACCAAUGGCCUCUUCAAGCUCGAGGAAGUCAACCUCAUGGAGAAGCAACUGCUCUCUUUGCUCGAGUGGGACCUCAGCAUCACAGACAUUGACCUCUAUACCUCCCUCAAUGGCUUCCUCGCGCCCAUCAAGAAGCGACACUUGCAACAACAACAGCUCGAGAGCCCUUCAUACGUGUACGCACGCAAGCUCUCCAACUACGCAACGCCGCCCACCUCACCGGCGCCGAUCAUCAUUCCGAGCCAGCAGCACGCAUCACCCAUGUCAUACAUGCCUGCCUCGCCAUUGUAUGCGAUGCACGGUGUCAGCCAUGUUGCUGCACUGCCUACACCGCCUUUGAUGAUGCCAUCGCUCUCAUCCUGCAGCAGUGUUGGCUCACCGCUCGACCUCUCACCGCCACCCAUGUCUGGUAGCAGGCGGUCAUCACAGGUGUAUGCCGCAGGCGGCAACGUUCACAGUCAACACAAGCGCAAGUCUGGCAUCUUUGAGCGAUUCUUCAACUCACAGCAUGCCAUGUCUGCUGUACCCAUCAAGCAAAUUGAGGGCAGCACUCGACGCAUCUCUGUUGCAAGCUACCUUUAACAGGUCACUUGUGUCUCUUCACUCUCUGGUUUUCCUCUUCUUUUCCUAUUUUAUCACAGCGACUGCACCACCUGAGCGACUCAUCUCUAUCAUCCUCUCUGAGGCCUAGCUUAACGCAUCAUAGCAUACUCAAUGCAAUCAUUAAUGACCCAA